GGAGGGCCGCCCCGCCUGGUCUCCGGGCCGCACCUCCGAACCGGUUUCGCCGCGGGGAGCCGGCAGCUCGGGAGGCUGUGGUCCCGGUGCUCGCCCCGCGGCUUCUCCCGGGCCGCAGCGGUGUCGGGGUGCCUCGGCUCGGGUCAGUGCCAUGAUCCGGCAGGAGCUUUCCACAUCCUACCAGGAGCUGAGUGAGGAGUUGGAUCAGGUGGUUGAGAACUCAGAGCGAGCAGACGAGCAGGAAAAGGAGACGGACAGAGUCCAAGGUCCAGGAGUCUUACCAGGCCUGGACAGCGAGUCCGCCUCCAGCAGCCUCCGCUUCAGCAAGGCCUGCCUGAAGAACGUCUUCUCGGUCCUGCUCAUCUUCAUCUACCUGCUGCUCAUGGCGGUGGCCGUCUUCCUGGUCUACCAGACCAUCACCGACUUCCGUGAGAAGCUCAAGCACCCUGUCAUGUCGGUGUCUUACAAGGAGGUGGAUCGCUAUGACGCCCCAGGGAUUGCUCUGUACCCAGGUCAGGCCCAGUUGCUCAGCUGCAAGCACCAUUACGAGGUCAUUCCACCCCUGAGGAGCCCUGGCCAGCCGGGCGACAUGAACUGCACCACCCAGAGGAUCAACUACCCGGACCCGUUCUCCAACCAGACCCUGAAAUCCGCCCUGAUUGUGCAGGGGCCCCGGGAAGUGAAGAAGCGGGAGCUGGUCUUCCUCCAGUUCCGCCUGAAUGAGAGUAGCGAGGACUUCAGUGCCAUCGAUUACCUCCUCUUCUCGUCUUUCCAGGAGUUCCUGCACAGCCCAGACAGGGUGGGCUUCAUGCAGGCCUGUGAGAGCGCCUACUCCAGCUGGAAGUUCUCCGGGGGCUUCCGCACCUGGGUCAAGAUGUCCCUGGUGAAGACCAAGGAGGAGGACGGGCGGGAAGCGGUGGAGUUCCGGCAGGAGACCAGUGUGGUUAACUACAUUGACCAGAGGCCAGCUGCCGAAAAAAGUGCCCAGUUGUUUUUUGUGGUGUUUGAAUGGAAAGAUCCUUUCAUCCAGAAAGUCCAAGAUAUCAUCACCGCCAACCCUUGGAACACAAUCGCCCUUCUCUGUGGGGCCUUCUUGGCGUUAUUUAAAGCAGCAGAGUUUGCCAAACUGAGUGUGAAAUGGAUGAUCAAAAUUAGGAAGAGGUACCUUAAAAAAAGAGGUCAGGCAGCAAACCACAUAAGCUGAAGCGGCCUUGUGGCGUCCGUAAGACUGUCCGCAGUGAUGGAAGUUCUCUUCUGUGUGCAUCGAUGGAGCUGCCAGCACUGCUGUGCUCGCUUGAAACGGGCCUCGCUGGGAGGAACGGUCUGCGAAACCAGAGCUUCUGACCUGGCCCCCAAAACAGGAUGUUUAGAGCCCGAUGGAACAGAUCCAGCAGAUAACAUAAAACCUUAUUUAAGUGUUUAAAUUAUUAAUGAACAUUUUUUGGACAUGUGAAUAGGGACUGUGGAAGGCGGAAUUGGAUUAUCAAAUGUUCUGAAGGUUUGUGAAGCCGCCCUUCUUACCUGGUUUGGUGUAUAGUUCAACUCUAACAGGAUGAUUAAGGCUCUACGUUUUACCUUAGGUUUUUUUUUCCCCCUGAGGGUUUUCAGGUCGAUGGAAGAGACUGAUUCCCCCCCACAUCCUGACUAUGCAGGUGUGCAGCUAUGCUUUGAAGCCUCCGCACACUGCACACGAGAGCAAAAUCCCUGGUCCAGAGACGUCAUCUGCCAGUUACAAUAUCCAGCCUCCGACAUGCUUUCUCAUUUGUUAAAUUCCAAGUGGGACAUUUUUAAAGCUACUAGAAAGUAGUACUAAGGUUUCUUGUGGAUGGACUAGCCACCUUCCUGUCGGGCCAGAGUAUUUGUUGAUGAAGGUGUGAGACUGCAGAAGAGAGUAACCUGCAGAAGCACCGGGACAUGUGUACCUAGGAGGUGCCUACCCAGUGGACCCCCAUGAUUUUGUUAACAGGUAAAUAAAAGUUAGGUUCAUGCAAAAA
Molecule: messenger RNA, 1994 nt
Organism: Canis lupus familiaris (dog)
Lineage: Eukaryota; Metazoa; Chordata; Mammalia; Carnivora; Canidae
Gene: PACC1
Product: proton activated chloride channel 1
Exons: 8
Coding region: 152-1204 (350 amino acids)
Cellular component (GO): cell surface
Source: RefSeq, a predicted model, not a curated record